AUGAGCAUUGACGAAUGUUAUGAACGCGUAAUAGCGAAAUUGACUUCUGAGAACAGAAUAAAAGAAAUUUCGUUGAAACUAUUAUCACUAUCACACAAUGAUGAUAGAGUCUUGUAUGUCUACGAUAUAUUAGGCAGUUUGGAUGUCUUUCCAGAUCUAAUAUCUGUAUCCAAGUCUGAGGAUGUUUCUAUACAUUACCGUCUCCUAGGCAACCAGUGUUAUGGAAAGAAAGAAAAUUAUACAGCAAUACAGUAUUACAAUUUGUCAUUGUUAUAUGCACCAAUGGGAUCAGAUUGUUACAGUGUAGUAUUAUCAAAUAGAUCUGCAGUGUUUUUAACAAUAAGAAAAUACAAUGAAUGUUUAAAUGAUGUAGAAGAGGUAUUGAAAUCUCAAUUUCCACCCAAUUUGAAAAACAAACUAAUUAAAAGAAAAGAAACUUGUCUCAGUAAACUUACAAAUAUAAAAUUACAGAAUGAAGACAAUCAAGACAUUAAACAAAUAUUCACACUCCAGGGUCCUAAAGACCCUAGAUAUAUUUGUGCUAGUUCCAAAUUGGAUGUGGUUUAUACUGAGACAAUGGGUCGGCAUGUAGUUGCAAAAGAAGAUAUAAAGGUGGGUGAAGUAUUAGUACAAGAGGAGCCAUAUACAGUAUUACUAUUGAAGUCGCAGUAUUUAGUCAACUGUAGUUAUUGUUUGUCUACAAGUAUGAACUUGUUGCCUUGCACGCAGUGCUGCUAUGUUUUGUACUGCAGUGAAACUUGCAGGGAUAAUGCUUGGAAACAUUAUCAUAAAAUUGAAUGCCCAUUAAUGUCUGUAUUGUUGUAUAUGGAGUUUACGAAACUUGAGUGGCUUGCACUCAGAACUGUUAUAAAAGCGAGAAAUGAUCAUAAUGAUUGGACUGAACUAUUUAAUAAAAUAGAUGAGGCUGAGAAGUGUGAUAUGGAAUAUAAAGGGCAAGUCAAAGUACAUGAUGAGUGGGUGUAUGAUUCAAAAUACUAUGAGUCAAUUCACACUUUAUCAAGUAAUAUUGAAAAGAGAUCUGUCUCAGACAUCUUUCAGAAAUCUGUCACAGCUGCUGUGUUCCUCUAUAUGUUAAUUGAGUAUACAAACUUUUUGAAUGCUGCAGAUAAAGAUGUAGAAAUUAAAGCAAGGAAAUGUGUGGCUGGUAUGCUGUUGCACCAUAUAAUGACGGUUCCUAUUAAUAUGCAUGGCAUUCAGUCUACAAAGCAAUCUGCAAAUGGCAACUAUGUGGAUGAAAUAAGCAUUGCUAGUGGUGCUUAUGCCUACCACAGUUUAUUGAAUCACUCCUGUUCUCCUAAUGUUGUUAGAACCAAUAGAAUGGGGAGCACACUCAUGACGCUGAUAGCACUGAGACCAAUAAAAAAGGGAAUGCAAAUUUUUGAUAAUUAUGGCUCCCAUCAUGCUCUUCAAAAUUACGAGGAACGGCAGAACAAUCUUAGAUUUCAAUACAAAUUUACUUGCUGUUGUGAAGCUUGUGUUAAUAAAUGGCCUUUAUAUUUUAACAUACCUAGAGGUAACUUACCAUCAAAGAUAAUUAAGCAAAUACAGGAAUUGCUGAGUUCUGAUUUCAUUGAAAAACUACAAAAGGGAGAUCUUCAUACAGCUAUGACAUUGUACAAACCUUUAUGUACCCUCGCUGAGAACCUAGAGCCAUAUGCACCCUGUACUGAAUUAUCUAACUGUCAAGAAACCUUAAAGCAAUGUUUGCAAAUAUUUACUGGUCUUAUACCAUUUGAAUUAAGCAAGAUAGUAGAAUGGGGCGCAUACCCUCCACAAAAAUGUAUGCUCAAAACUUAAAUAAGAAAACUAUUUUUAAAUACUGUUAUUGCAUAUAAGAUAUUUUUUUUAUAUUAUUUAUGUUCCUAUAGUCUUUUGGCUCUAUUUUGUUAAAAAUAUUAUAUAGACAUAUAAAUAUUAGAAUUUAUUGAAUCGAUUUACAAGUGAGUAUUAACUGUUAAUUGCAACUAUUAUUUGAGUCUCCUAUACUAUUGUUAUUUAAAUUUUGUUAUUAGCUUUUAAAUAUGAUAAAUAUUAUGUUAUCUUUAUGCUUGUGUCGAACAGAAUAUGUGAUACUUACCAUUAGUGAACUGAAAUAAAAUGUGUUUAUUAAAUUUUUGUAUCAUGUUACUGGUGGUAAGGAUAUCGGUUUAAUAUAUAUUAUAAAUACUUAAAAUAUUUAAAUAAUUGUUAUUUAUAUAUAUAAAUCUUAAUAGCUUACUUCAUAGAGCAACUACUACUACUAAAACGACUAACUAAAACGUGAUUUAAUAGAUAUACUAUCGUCUGUUAUAUUACAAAAGCCACAUUAAGGCGUUUUCUUGACCGAUUAUUGAGACGCGUAUAUGCGCUUAGUAAAAGAAUCUGUUUGAAAUAAAUCAAUCAGAAAGAUCUCGUGUAGAUUACACUUAAGAAGAAACCAGAAAGAAAAAGUAAUUGACUUUGUUAUUUUAAAUUAUAACUUUAUAAGCAUCUUCCUACUGGCGUCUUUUUUAUAUUAUACAUUCAUUCUUUUUGAUUUUAUAUAAACUGAAGAAGUACUUAGUAUUGGUAUUAUUAGUUGUAUAUAUUUCUGUAAUAACGGAUCAUGUUAUGGCAGAUAAUUUACUGAAACUGAGAAUAAUAGAGGAAAAACGGCAUUAGCAAUUUUAAUUAAUUUAACUUUAACAGAGAAUAAAUAAUAAAAUUAGUUUAAUCAUAUUUUAACUUGUUAUUGGGCAAACAUUAAGUACAAAAUCUAGUUAAACAAUGAAACAAGUCAACUAAUAUCACAGAACAAAGUAGUAAUUAGAAAGUUAUUAAAAAU
Messenger RNA from Achroia grisella, 2824 nucleotides. RefSeq names its product SET and MYND domain-containing protein 4-like (gene Smyd4-4). Gene Ontology annotation, molecular function: protein binding. The record is from RefSeq and is a predicted model, not a curated record. The transcript has 2 exons. Bases 1 to 1818 code for a protein of 605 amino acids. NCBI's taxonomy places the organism in Eukaryota, Metazoa, Arthropoda, Insecta, Lepidoptera, Pyralidae.